AUGGCUAGGACUCGAGCGUCAGCUUCUACUGGACGAGGGGAGCUAGCCCUCGAGAUUGCCACUAAGACCCAGGCUCGAGGUAUAGAUAGAGGCAGACUUUGUAGACCGGCGAGAGAGUGGUGGAGGACAUAUUUUGGGUCUCUACCAGUUGGAUCUCCUCUAGUGACUUGGGAAACGUUCACCAGUGCUUUUAAUGAUCGUUUCAUCCUUUGGAGUGUGAGGGAGGAGAGUCGCAUCAGGUUUGAGAGCAUGAAGCAGGAUGUGAUGUCCAUUUCUGAGUAUGAGGUUCGGUUUUAUCAGCUAGCCAGACAUGCCACCGCUAUCAUCCCCGAUAAGACCGAGAGGGAUCACCGUUUUUUAUCUAUUCCGAGAUUGUGUUUUGGGUGUGGAUCUCCGGACCAUAUGGUUCGACAAUGCUCCAUGCAGACUCAUUUUGAUUCACACCGUACUCACAUAGCAGAUCCAGUCAGGGGUCUGGGGCCACUAGCCAUAGGUUCAGCCCUACCGACUCGGGGUCAUGGUAGGGGUCAGUUCGAUAAAGGUGGUCAUACCAGAUAUAGACUCGAGGCUAAGGCUUCAGUCAUCACAUGUAUUAUUCUGGUUUGUCAUUGCCCUACAUCUGUGUUAUUUGAUCCUGGCUCCACUUAUUCAUAUAUUUCUGCAUAUUUCUCUUCUGGCAUUGACUUGUUAUGUGAUUGUAUGUCUGUGCCCGUGGGUUGUUUGGCCUAUUUGGCAUUUAUUCAUGACACUAAUCUUGAGCCGCCUUCUAUGGAAUAUAUUCCUGUGGUUCGAGAUUAUAUGGAUGUAUUUCCUACUGAUCUUCCAGGGGUUCUACCUGACAAGGAUAUUGACUUUGCUAUUGACCUUGAGCCAAGCACCAAGCUCAUUUCUAUUUCUCCUUAUCAUAUGGCUCUAGCUGAAUUGAAGACUGAGGCAGAUCAUGUGCAAUACUUGAGGAUUGUGCUCGAGAGGCUUAGGGAGAAGAAGCUUUAUACCAAGUUCUCCAAGUGUGAGUUUUGUUUGAGCUCGGUGGCGUUCUUAGGGCAUGUGGUGUCCGACGAGGGCAUUAGAGUUGAUCCGGCUAAGAUUGAGGUAUUAUCGCCGUUUCAGGGCUUCUCUACGAUAGCAGCUCCAUUGACCAAGCUCACUCAGAAGAAUGUGGUAUUUCAUUGGUUGGAUGAGUGUGAGGAGAGCUUCCAAAAGCUUAAGAUUCGAGAGAGGCAGUUUGAGGAUGAGAAGUUAUGCCUUAUUAGAGACAAGGUGACGAUAGGUGAAGCUAAGAAAACACGGUUUGAUUCUGAGGAUGUUUUGAGGAUUGGGAGUCGCAUUUGUGUGCCCAAGGGUAGGUUGUUGACAGCUCAGAGUCGCCAGAAGAUCUAUGUUGAUAGGUGGGUUCGACCUUUGGUGUUCAUGAUUGGUGACCAGCUGAGAAAUGAUAUGAGUGAGAUAUUAGAUAUUGGGACUGAGAUUUCUACCGGUCGAGGUAAUUUGUUGAAGUUUUUUCCAGUGACCAAGGUUUUUUUCAGAGGAUAUUAUAGUCGAGGUCUCUCCCGACAGAUAUUGGCUGAGAUCUUUUUCGAGGAUGUUAUAGAAGAGGUCUCUUCCGGCGAAUACAUGAUCUAUAGGUCUUUAAUGGAGGACCAACAACUCAAGACUCUAAUUGUAGAAUCAAUGAAAAAAGUAAAGGAUUCAGUCGCCAAGGAUCUCGCUGAUAUGUGA
This is a messenger RNA of Solanum dulcamara, 1719 nucleotides long. RefSeq lists its product as uncharacterized. The transcript has 11 exons. The record is from RefSeq and is a predicted model, not a curated record. Gene Ontology annotation, molecular function: nucleic acid binding; zinc ion binding. The coding region runs from base 1 to 1719 and encodes 572 amino acids. NCBI's taxonomy places the organism in Eukaryota, Viridiplantae, Streptophyta, Magnoliopsida, Solanales, Solanaceae.